Molecule: messenger RNA, 961 nt
Organism: Haemorhous mexicanus (house finch)
Lineage: Eukaryota; Metazoa; Chordata; Aves; Passeriformes; Fringillidae
Gene: SDHAF3
Product: succinate dehydrogenase complex assembly factor 3
Exons: 2
Coding region: 19-384 (121 amino acids)
Biological process (GO): succinate metabolic process; mitochondrial respiratory chain complex II assembly
Cellular component (GO): mitochondrial intermembrane space; mitochondrion
Source: RefSeq, a predicted model, not a curated record
CCGCCCCAGGGCGCCGCCAUGGCGGGCGGAGCGCGGCGCCUGUACCGCCGCAUCCUGCAGCUGCACCGCGCGUUGCCGCCCGCCCUGCGCGACCUGGGCGACCGCUACGUGAAGGAGGAGUUCCGGAGGCACAGGGCGGCCGGGCCCGCCGAGGCUCAGCGCUUCCUGCGGGAAUGGGAGGACUAUGCAGCACUGAUCCAGCAACAAAUUAAUGAGGACAAACAAAACUUGAGAGAAAAGGCUGUAUAUGGAAUUCAGCUCACAGAAGAAAAACUUAAUGACUUCCGUGAUGAACAGAUUGGGCAGCUGAAGGAACUGAUGGACGAGACUACCAAACCUCAUAAAAAAAUCACCAUUUCUAAAGACUCAGAAUACAAAACCUAAAAGAUUAAAAUAAUAAUUGUAAUGCAUAUGGAAGCAUUUGGAAACUGCUUUUUCCAGUUGUACUUGAAUGUGGUUUCUGUGAGAUAAUGGACACUGCUGAUGCUAUAACUUGUCUGAAGUGGAUGUGUUUGGCUUUCUGUGCAAGAACAAAUGGAAAAAUGGAAUGAUCACAAUUUUAUGUUAAUUGCAUUAUUUUUUCUCCUUUUUGUUUUUUUCCUCCUAAUGGAUGUUGAAGACUGAAAGAAUUUGGGGAAAGUAAAUUGACGUUUUUAAAAUAUGGAGUUACUAGUUUUGGGGUUGUUUUGUAAUCUUGGCACCUACAGGGCAAAACAUCUUUCUGUUUGCUUAUCAUCCUCUUCCUUAAUGGAAAAGAUGCUAUUAGCAUUUAUUUUCUGGUGAGGAUUCAGUAGACAAAGGAAUGGUACUGGAAUGGGUUUGUUUUCAUGGAAAGAAAUGAGCAGUAUUAGAAAAGCAUACUGCUGGUGAAAUUGGAAGUUGGUUUUCGUCUUGAACUUUAUUUUGAAAUGGACUUUAAAAUAAAAGAUGUAGCUCAUUAUUAAAUUAACCUUGAAUCACU